Messenger RNA from Malurus melanocephalus (red-backed fairy wren), 8531 nucleotides. It is a transcript of the gene FYCO1, whose product is annotated as FYVE and coiled-coil domain autophagy adaptor 1. The record is from RefSeq and is a predicted model, not a curated record. The transcript has 20 exons. The coding region runs from base 414 to 5195 and encodes 1593 amino acids. Gene Ontology annotation, cellular component: late endosome; lysosome; autophagosome. Lineage: Eukaryota; Metazoa; Chordata; Aves; Passeriformes; Maluridae. Gene Ontology annotation, molecular function: metal ion binding. Gene Ontology annotation, biological process: positive regulation of autophagosome maturation; plus-end-directed vesicle transport along microtubule.
CCGCUAUAAAGUGCUGACARGCAAAUAUUUGCCGCGGCCCUAAUCCCACUUUGCCCUUGUGUCGGCAAAUCUCCGGCGGAUGGAUAGGGAGAGAGUUUUGCUGGCACACGGGGCAGCCGKGUCUGUCUCCAGAGCAGAUGCCGGGUUUGUAGCCGGCCCUCCUCCUCCGGCUUACGUUGAUCCUGGUAAUCCAGAGUGARCAAGGAGAAGGAAAAAAACCCAAGGUUUUAGUGAAAUGGUUGUCUGUCUCCUUUGGGCACUGGAUUCCCCUCGGGCAGAGGUCCUGCGGUGGUGUCACAGAGAAAAAUAAUCAGCACCAAACCAAUGGUCAUCAAGGAUAUGAGCUCUGCUGUUUUUAUCUAGAUGGAUGAAAAGGUUACCAGCCCAGAAGGGGAGUUCCUUUUGUUUCCAAGAUGGCAGCAACUAGUGGCGAAAGCCAACUGCAGCGGAUUAUCAGAGACUUGCAAGAUGCAGUGACUGAAUUAAGCAAAGAAUUUAAAGAAGGAGGUGAACCAAUCACAGAUGACAGUGUCAACUUGCAAAAAUUYUCCUACAAGCUUGAGUACCUUCUCCAGUUUGACCAGAAAGAAAAAAGCACAUUGUUGGGCAACAGAAAAGACUACUGGGAUUAUUUCUGCGACUGUCUGGCAAAAAUCAAAGGAGCUAAUGAUGGAAUCCGCUUUGUCAAGUCCAUUACAGAGCUACGAACCUCUCUUGGAAAAGGAAGAGCAUUUCUUCGUUACUCCCUGGUUCACCAAAGGCUAGCAGACACCUUGCAGCAAUGUUUUAUGAACACUAAAGUGACCAGUGACUGGUACUAUGCAAGAAGUCCAUUUCUGAAUUCCAAAAUGAGUUCUGAUAUUGUGGGUCAACUGUAUGAGCUCACUGAUGUUCAGUUUGACUUGGCAUCAAGAGGCUAUGAUUUAGAUGCUGCUUGGCCAGCAUUUGCCAGGAGGACUCUGUCCUCGCUUGGAUCUUCAGCAUAUUUAUGGAAGCCCCCAAGUCGSAGUUCCAGCAUGAGCAGUUUAGUGAGCAAUUAUUUGCAGGCACAAGAGUUUCCUUCCAGCCCUGAUGUAAACAACUCACUAAAUGUUGAACACCUUGAGGGCUAUGAAGAGAUGCGCUUAGAACUUGACCAGGCUGAGCUGAGGCAGAGGGAACUUCAAGAUCGUAUUCACCARCUAGAAAUUGAAAACCAGGAGCUCCAGGCAGCUGUUAGCCUUCAAAAAGAACAAGUACAGGCAGAAAAGGAGAAGAGCAGUAACUACAGUGAAGAGAACUCCCGGCUGACAAAGAUGAUCACAGAGUUACAGAAGCAGUGUGAGGUCUCGCACUCCACUCAGAGCACUGUCCAYGACCUGCAGAAGUGCCUACAGUCACUGGAACUGAAUGCAGUGGAGCAGCAGAAGGAACACUCAGCAAAGGUGGAGCAGCUGUUGACCAGCAAGGAAGAUUGUGCCUCAAAAUUGCAGGUUUCAAAUCAGGAGCUGGAGACCUCUAGGGCUUUGAUUGCUGUGAAGGAUCUUUGCAUUGAUGAGCUCAAAGCCAAGCUGAAUUCCACAGAACAGAAGAACCUCAACCUCCUUGCAAAAGUUGAUGCUGCCUUGGACAAAAAGGGACAGGAAGCCACAGCCCAGUAUGACUCUACCCUACAAAUACGGGCACUGUUAGAGAGGCUUCAAGAGAUGGAAAAGGAAAAGGCAGAUAUGCAAAGACUCAAUGAUGAACAUGCUUCUCAGCUGAAAKCAGCAAGGGAGGAGCUGCUGCUGAAAGAGCAGGCACAGAAGGAACUGGAAUCCAGAUACAGUCACCUCACAGCUAACUCCAAAGAAGAGAGUGAAAAGCUGAUUGGGAGCCUGGAGACCAUGACAAAGGAAAAGGAUGCACUUCAAAAGGCCCUUACUCUGAAAGGAAAGGAGAUGGCUGAGCUUCAGACCCAGGUAAUGGGGUCUCUAGCUCAGUUGGGUUCACUGGAAAAAAAUCUUGAGGAAGCCAGGAAGGAAAAAGAGAAACUUGAGGAGGAGUAUGGUAGGAGGGAAGGAGCACUGAAGCAGGAAGCCCAGUCACAAGCAGAGCAACUUGAACUACAGGAGGGUCGCUUAACAAAGGUGAGUCAGACUGUGUGUAGCCUUCAGGAGCAAAACCAGAAACUCAUGUCUGAGAAGGAGCAUCUCAGACAGAAAAUCAAGGAGCUGGAGGAGSAGAUGGAGCAGCAAAACUCUGCGGUGAGCGAAUUGGAUGAGGAGAGCAGGAAACUGAAAGCAGAGAAUGAAAAUUUGCAGCAGUCCAAGAAGAAGAUGGAAGAGAAGCUGAAAAAUCUGGAAGCUUCUAAAGCUUCCCUGGAAGCCGAUGUAUCCAGGUUGAGAGCCUCUGAGAAACAACUUCAGAGUGAGAUAGAUGAUGCCCUGGUGUCAGUUGAUGAAAAAGAGAAGAAGCUCCGGGGUGAGAACAAACAGCUGGAUGAGGACUUGCAGAAUGCCAGGAGGCAAAACCAGGUUCUAGAGGAGAAGCUGGAGGCUCUGCACUCAGAAUAUGAAGAACUAAAGCAAAGAGAAGAGACCUCCAAAGAGUCUUACGCCUCMCUUGAAGCACAACUGAAGAGUGCCAAGCAUCAUAGUUUACAAAUGGAAAAAAGCUUGGACACCUUGAAGGAAAGCAAAGAGUGUCUCCAGUCACAGCUCACAGAGAAGGAAGUAGAACUGCAGGGCAUGGAGAGCCAAUGUGAGCAGCUACGAGCAGAAGCUGAAGGAUACAGGAAGAAAGCAGAGACUCUUGAGAYGGAAAAGCUCAGUGUUGAAAAGACCUGCCUUCAUCAGACAAAACUUAUAGAAWCUCUCACAUCAGAAAAGGAAUCAGUGGAAAAACAGCAACUACAGCAGGCAGUGUCCCUGGAGAAGGAGGCAAAAGAGCUGGCCUUCAGACUGACCAUGAGUGAAGAGCAGUUGGAGGUGAACCGAGGGGAAGUGUCCAGGCUGCAAGCAGAAGUCCUUGACCUGCGAGUCAAGCUUCAGCAGGCCACUGAUGAGAGAGAGAGGAUGAGAGGUGAGCUGGCAGUCACUGAGACUGUCUUGAGUGAGCAGAAGGUGCUUGUCCAGCAGCUGAAAGAGCAGAGUGAGUCUCUCAACAGAAACCACGUGCAAGAACUGGUGCAAUGUAAAGAAAGGGAAGAAUUGCUGAAAAAGGAGCAGGAAGUAACAGCCCAUGAAAAAGCUGAACUGGAAAACAGUUUGAUGAACCUAAAGGAAGAGCUGUCUAAGGUUAAGCGGUAUUUGGAAAAUGCUAGAGUGGAAAAUGCAGAAAAUAAAGAUCUUCUYCACAGGACCAACACUGAUAUGGCUGAACUUGGUAUUCAAAUUUGUGCCUUGAGCUCUGAAAAGGUGGAUGCAGAAGAGCAGUUGGCUCAGGCCACAGAAAGGUUCAAAGAACUGGAAGAACAGGCAGCAGAGCAACAGGAGAAGCUGAAGUUUGACAUCUCUAAUCUCAGAGAAGAGAACAAGAGCCUGCAAGAGAAAUUAGAGGAGGCUCAAAUGUGUGCCGCAGCUGUCCCAGGUCUGCAAUUGCAGCUGGAGGCAGUAAAGAAACAGGCACAGAGUUUCCAAGAGACCAGCCAAGAAGAGCUGUCUGCAAUAAAAUUUCAAAUGAGCACAGAGAUUCUAAAUUAUCAGACAAAAUUCAAGGCUGUCAGUGAAGAGUGUGGGAAAGUAAAAGAACAACUYGAGGAGCAGAAGCGACAACAGCAUGCUGCGGAGGAAGAGAUUACAGAGUUACAAGCUGCAAACACAAGUUUGUGUAGAAAGCUGGAUGAAGCAAGAGAACAGCUGUCUGAAUCAGAGUCUGCUCGACUGCAGAAGGAAGAGGAGGUGACAUCUCUUAGACAGCUCCUGGAAAGGAUCCAAAAAGAAGCUGAUGAAGCAAAAGAGAAGAUCCUGGAUUACACUGAGAAGCUCAGCAAGGUGGCAGCAGACAAAGAUAGCAGUGACCAGAAGUUAUUUGCUGAGCUGGAUGACCUGACAAGAACAAAGCAGUUCCUUGAAGAACGUUUGAUAGAGCUUAUCAGAGAUAAGGAUGCUUUGUGGCAAAAAUCCGAUGCUCUGGAGUUCCAGCAGAAGCUUAGUGCAGAGCAGAGGUGGCAGGGGGACACAGAAGUUAAUCACUGUCUGGACUGCCAGAGAGAGUUCUCAUGGAUGGUGCGGCGACACCACUGCAGAAUGUGUGGUCGCAUUUUCUGCUACUACUGCUGCAACAACUACAUGGUGACAAAACCUGGUGGAAAAAAGGAGCGCUGCUGCAGAGCUUGCUUUAAUAAGCCUAGAGUCAUUGUGGACAGUACAGAUGACUCUGGAUCCAGUGCCAAUCAGGAAGGAUCACCAGCUUCRUUGGAAUCUCCUGUGUCACCACCCGAGAGGGCUUUUGUUGCAAGUGAAGCCUCUAAACCACCAGAUGAUGCAGCAUUUGAUAUAAUCACUGAUGAGGAGCUGUGCCAAGUACAGGAAUCAGACUCUCUCCACAAUGAAAGUCAGAUGGAAAGAGACUCUCUGGAUCAAAGUGUGACAGAUCUAUGUGUUUGCUGGGCUAAGCAGCUGUUAGGGGCUCUGUACAGCCUCCAGUCUCCGUUUCAGGUUUCUGGCUUUCACACAAUUCGACCUGUAAUUCAUAGCUGGUGUCACUCCAGAGUUCAUCCAGAGCAUACACUUUUUUUGAGAAACAGCACGUGUAAUUCUUCAACCUUUGAUGAAUCYGAAGAGUGGCAAGUUGCUCAAGAUGCUGAGAUAUGCUUGUUGAAGUCAGGAGAAAUCAUGAUUAAAUUACCCCUUACAGUGGAAGARAUCAUGAAUUUUGGAGAAAGUAACAGAGAGCUGUUCAUUAAAUCCAGCACCUACAGUAUCAUUCCCAUCACUGUUACAGAGAUGGGACUAACAAUUAGCUGGAUCUUCUCAUCAGAACCCAAAAGCAUCUCCUUCAGCGUKGUCUACCAAGAAUCCGAAGACACGCCUCUGGAUCAGUGCAAAGUUCUUAUCCCUAUGACUCGCUGCAACUCUCAUAAGGAAACUAUCAGAGGACAGGUGAAAGUCAGAAACUGUGGAAUCUACACACUGAUAUUUGACAACACAUUCUCUAGGUUURUCUCAAAACGAGUGUUUUAUCACUUGGCUGUUGAGCGACCUGUCAUCUAUGAUGGAAGUGAUUUUCCAUAGCCUUUACUAUACUGUGUAUUUUAAAUUAAAUUUUUAAGAUAUGCUAUUAUUUAUGUACAUGUAAGCAUUCUGAUUACCACUGUGUUUGAAGACUUUGAAACUAUGCAAUAGUUYUAGUGCACUUAAGAGGAGAUGUGUACACUAAAAAAACAGAAGCCUUUUCAGGAACACUAAUGGUUCUGUACUGUGUACAGAUUGCUGAAAAGYCAUCUUGUUUGGUUUAACAGGUCAAUAAUAACCAAUUUGUUUUCAGUGGGAAGAAAAAUAAGUGUGGAGGUAUCUAAAUGCAAACUCAAAUUCUCUGCUGAAAAUCAAGCUAUUUUUCUUCCAAAAAUAUCCUUUAAAAGGAAAUUUAAAGAAAAAUGCCUAUUUUUGACCUCUUCACUGAGCUGUAAACAUAACCAUCUCUGUUCUGCUGUACUGCUUUUACAGUCAGAGCAGCAUUUAUGCAAUACUUCAAUCUUCACAGGCAAAUAUUGUACUCCAUCUAGAAUUUUUUAUCUUUUCCAAAUUUUAUAAGCCACAAACCAUAGGAGUUUUAUACAUUUUGGGCUAAGAUUUGGUAAGUCUUAACUGACUUCUACAAAUGCUUUGGCACUGAAUACCAGUUACAAAACAAUAAACACSAAGCAGCUACAACUUUCACUUUGGCUCACUGCACUCUGUACAUUGGCCCAUGGAACCCAGCUCUUAUGGUGAGCACCAGUGGCAGAACACAGAGUGUUUAUUCCCUGUGGAAUAAAGUACUGCUCACUCGGUGAUUUUGGGAAGAGGAGCAUUCCUUUUUCCUGCCUUAGCACCUUAGUCAUCAGCAUUCACAGGAAAGCACAGUUUCUGAGGAGAUCAGUGUCUCUCUCUCUAGACCACAUGGAAGGCAGCAGUAGUGUUUGAACCAGUCUCAAAACGUCCAUCCAAAAUGGAAUGCAUAUCCAGGCCUGGUGAGCUCUCUAUCCAGUGGUGUUAUUGUAUUCUGUCCCUUUCCUAACCUUUGCAGUUGCCCUAUCAAACKAACUCUCCAUCUCAGAUUUGGGGGCUGUUAACACUGCCUUUUGAGGGAAGGCUGGGUUUUCAUUUAUACAGAAUUUCUAUGAUGUGAAACAUCUGCUUUCUACAUAGAAUUCAGAAUAAGCUCAACCAGGGAAGGUGAUCAGAAGAGACCAGGUGGUGUUUAUAUAUUGCUGAUCCAAUCCAAUACCCAUAAGAGAUCUCCCACAUCAAGAGACUGUUGUUUGAAAGGUGGAGAUCACAAAACAAGUGUUGGAUAUUUAUAUAGUAGCAGCUGAGACAAAGGGAAAUUUCUGAUAAUAGAAAAGAAUUGCAAAUAAAGCUAAAGGUCAUUCAUCAUUUGUUCCAGUUGUUAACAAUAUAUAAAUACAGUCAUCUUGAAAAAGAUUGUGAAAGAAUGACUACUCUUCGUGGAGCACCUGGGACUUAGGUCUCAUUGAUAGCAUUCCCUCCCCUUCARCUGCCUUCUUCCCCAUGGUGGUGAUGUGCUCCCAGCCCACUGCCAGCAGCGAGGUCAGUGGAAGGUGGCAGCUCCCAAGGGCUGCAGUGCAGUCAGGCCCUCACCUGUCUGUGUGCAUGAAAAGGAGAUGGACGAGGGACUGAUGUGGGCAAUAAAGAGCAAUAAAUGGUGCAGGGAUCGGUUCAUGAAUUACAGCCUAUUUCAGUCUUGAAGCUAUGUUUUAUAUUUAAUUAAGCAARAAGAGAUUAUUUAUUGCUUAAAAAUGGAGUACUGUGUACCAUAUGCUAUGCAAUUUCACUGAGCUGUUACUGAAGUCUGCUGCAGUUUUCUUUUAAGCUUUUAGGUGUGGUUUUUUAAAGCAUUUUGCUUUUAGAAUUUUAGAAUACUAAUCUUACUGGGAUUUCUUUCUUUAAAUGCCAAAUGUAAGGUAAAGGCACACUGUCAGGUAUCUUUGGCCAAAAUAUGACAUCACUGUUCAAAAGUAUUUAAAGUCUCUCUGUUCAAAAUUAUUUGACAGCCUUGCCUCCUGAUUUGCUCUCCACAUCCAGUUCUUGACAUUUUUCCAUCCUGUGGCAAAUAUUUUUAAGCCCCUGUUCAUGUGGCUUUUUAAAUAAUUGUCUCCAUGUAGUAAGCCAGAUGUUUCCCUGGAGGUUGCUCAUGCAGACAGUCCUGAGACUGGCUGAAGCCUUUGUUUAGGAGAUGGGGAGUAAAUCCACUGGAUUGUUUUUAUUUAGUAAUUGAGUUCUUAUGGUCCCUUUUCUUCAGGUUUUCCUGCCUAUUGAGAGUAAUUUUAUGGCUUUUGUAAACCUGCCUCAAAGAGGAUUAAGAAUGGGAGUCAGAACCUGUAGUGUAAAGAUUAAAAGAAAAUGUUUGCUUCUGKCCAAGGACAGUACUUAAGGAGAAAAAGUUUCAAAUUACGAAAUAUCAGGCUCGUAAGGUAGAAGUUGACAGGAGUGCAGCUGUUCAAAAAAGCUGCUCAAGAACAGAAAUCCCGUCACAACAGCUGGAAGAGGCUGUGCAAGUAAAGAACCUGACAUUAGUACAGACCUUUUAUUUGAAUGUCCCAGACAAUUUAUUACUGGAGCCGUGGAAACCCAAUAAAGGACUGCACAAAUGUGGGUUUGUGCAAGAGAUUAUUUCAUUCAAACACCUCAAUCCUCCAUCCGUAAAAUGCUUGUUCAUCUGAGCUAUGCCAGCAAUGCUAAAAAAUCUAUUUGUUAUUAGUUGCUCAGGUGUAUUAUUGAAUUGGGUUUUUUAUUCUCUGCAGAAAYGCAAUUAAGAGAAAAGAAAUAUUUAAAAUUGAUCAUGAAAUUAAUUGAAGGAGAUGUCACAUUCAUAGGUCAAAGAGAUUAUACACUGUGGUCAGCACAAGCAAUCAGAUAUUUUUACUGGGUGCUGGAAAGGAUAAGGAGACAUGGAGGGUAAGAUUUUUUGUUGUGGAAAGGUUUAUGCGAAGGAAAGAACAUAGUUUCUUCAAGAAAAUGAUAGUGUCCCUUUACUCAACAUUACUCCAUGUUUCUUUUCAAAAAAUGAAAGGUGUAUUGCACAAGAGUGUACCAUGUUACAAAAUAGGAAAGCUACAAAAGACUGACUUUUCUCCCUUCCUAAAAUUGAAAUUGCACUACAGUUUUAAUUAUGCUCARUCACUGAGGUUGUAACUUGUUCAGAAGUAUCAAUUGGUCUUAACUCCCAAAGAAUUGUAAAGCCUGUUCACAUCAAAAUUCCUGCUCCAGAUACCGGAAAAAUCAUGUAUACCAGUGUCUGUACAGUUACAGAGAUGUAAACGGUUGUGUGUUGGAAUGUUUCUUGAUGCUCUUUUUUUCCUUUUUUAACCUCAGGAAUUUAAAAAUAAAAUUCUUUAUCAUUGCGAA